Cryptotermes secundus is the source of this 5142-nucleotide messenger RNA. Its product is annotated as zinc finger protein rotund. Gene Ontology annotation, biological process: negative regulation of transcription by RNA polymerase II. NCBI's taxonomy places the organism in Eukaryota, Metazoa, Arthropoda, Insecta, Blattodea, Kalotermitidae. The transcript is spliced from 10 exons. Bases 2431 to 4746 code for a protein of 771 amino acids. Gene Ontology annotation, cellular component: PcG protein complex; transcription regulator complex. The record is from RefSeq and is a predicted model, not a curated record. Gene Ontology annotation, molecular function: DNA-binding transcription repressor activity, RNA polymerase II-specific; RNA polymerase II cis-regulatory region sequence-specific DNA binding.
UAAAUGCAGUUGAAUGGAUCUGUGUAUUUUAGCAUGUAAUUCAGCCAGCUUCAACUGAAAUUGUUUCUUACUGUUGUUUUUGCGUAUUGGCUUCUCAUUAAUAGGCCUGCACUGGUGUUUAUAAAGGUAAAAUAUCUUGUUAUUAUUCAUAUUAGAACAUCGAAGGUCAUAAGUAAACCCGCUCUUUUCUCCCGCGCUCUACUGUUCAGUGAAAUGUGGUGGUAUUGGACACAAUAGUGAUGUUCUCUUGUAGGAAAAUCAUUUCUAAGCAAAAUAUUUGUGUUGUUUUCUUAAUUGUUAGUGACGUAAGAGAAACAUUGUGGAGUGUUCGUUCUUUCAGAGUUUUUUCUUGACAUAUUUCUGCAUGGAGUAUAACUUUAAUAAAUGUUCCGGUUGUGAUGUCACUUGGGGACUGCACCCUGCUGUCUGCAGAUGCCAUGAUAUUGUAACCUCACCUAUGUAAGUUCACAAGCGGCUAGUGGUACUGAUACAGCGUGUUAGUGAAACAUCCAGACGUGACAUUUAGUUUGCAAUUCUAGGGCCGGUACAGUUCUUGCUAAGGAAAAACGUUCUUUAUUUCUGUGUCAUGUGAACACAAGACAUGGAACAAUGGACACGAAAAAAUGUGUGGACGAAGUGCUGUGUUGCAAUGAUUUUCAGUUCUUCAAAUUGUGAGUUUUAUGUAGGCGCACUACACUGUACAGACAUGGAAAAGUGGACGUAUCUUCAAGGUCUAUCAGACAGCAAAGCCUUUCACUGCAUCUUGUGACACGCGUUGGGAGUUGGGCGGGACGUCGGAAGAGUCUGUUGCAUUCAAGGCGAGGGAUUUUCUCUUCAUUACCACGUUUCGACCUCCUAUACAGUGGGCGUGGCGUGAUGCUGUCUACUCACUUCCGGCAGUUUUGAGAAUCGUGCUGCAGAACACUGAGUGUGGCAACCAUCAGGCAACACAACAAUAAAUAAGGGGCGGAGGGAGGAGACGUAGCAACCGUUCCUCACACGAAAAUUGCCGAAGGGAAAGAACCGAGAAUAGCCGAAGUCGCGUAGAAGCAGCAAGGACCAUGGAGGGGGGGUGCGGAGGAGGGGGAAAGUCGCGUGCAGUGCAUCUUGUUUGUAUUUCGAACUGUGUUCGAAUAGGAGCAGGCAGGCCAAGUAAAGUUGCCGGCAGUUAAGACAGCCACCUUCCAAAAACACCAGCUUUCUUGGAAAAAGGGAGGUUACCCCUCCCUCCCUGCCGUUGUCAAAGAUACGUUGUUCGUCAGUGUUGCUAGGACGUGUUAGUGAUUCUAAUUCAGACAUUAGUAAUAAAUAUUGCGCUGUCUGGCAUCGUGGGUGCAUUGGCAAGUGUAAAAAACAGCUGUCAGCGAGUAACAGACCGUCAUCGACUCUACACACCGGCAGAAGAUAAGCAGAAGUUGAUCCACGGAAGAAAUUCUUUUCUACGCUUGUAUAAAAACGCGAAGCAAGAAAAAGACGUGUGUUGCCAGAGAGAAGAAUAAAAAAAAAAGAACUGCCAUCAAAAGUGGACGUGAAGGAUUCACCCCCUCGCCUCUCCCCCAUCCCUCUCCAUCAUCCCCUAUGACUGUUUUUUGUGCUAUCAGAGUAGCCGCAAAAGAAAGCACUUCCACGGCAGGCACAAGCAGACGGUUAAAUGGAGCAUGUGUUGUCAGUAAUAUAGACCAAAGUGUACAACUUUUUGUGUUCGUGAUUGUGUGUGUUUGAACAUAGACGACACGACAAAGGAAUUCAUUCCGUUUGCCUUACACAGAAAUUACGGUUUUAUUCGUAAACUUGAGAAGCUUGCUACAGUUCAUUCAUUCUAAACAUGAUUCAUCAUUGUUGCAGUGUUGUCAAUAGUUACGUUUAAAUUUAAGAACACAGAGAAACGAAUCCUUGAAGAUGACAUACCAACAUAUAGAUAUGUGUUUCGAACUACAAGUGACAUAGAGAUAGCCAUUUCGCAAGUGUGUUUACCGCGGAUGUACUGGGUGUCAUUCUAACAGUGCAGCUAUAUGUUAUAAAACAUAAACUUGAAAAUCAAGUUUUAAAAGGAUUCUGUUCAGUAGUGAACGUUAAGAUUCCUUCGUAGAGAGAUAGAGUGCAUUUCAACAUUACACUUAUAAUAAAUUGUGCUGGUUCUUCAUCUAAUUUAUGAACAAAAAUUACACAAUGAUCUGUGACAUUGGGAAGGGUUAAAAUUUAGGUUACCCUUAGUUUAAGGGAAGCCUGUUCCAUUACAGGCAUAAGUGGUUAAUGAACGUUAGGCCUAUAUACUUAUGAGUGUCAAAAUGUGUAGUGGUAAAGACAAAGGCUGAGAAGGAAACUGUGAUACAUUCUAUUUCCGCUUCUCUGCUACGAAUCUCCCGCCAAGAGCGCAUUUGAAUUGGUGAGGAACUUUUGAAACCACGCCGACGCCGUAACGCCGCCAAGAUGUACCCGUGGUACCGGGAUUCCGUGAGUCAGCUGGGACAGUUCUGCGCGCCUGGGAACCCCAUGUCUACAACUAUAAAGACUGAGAAUGGUUACAACGACUGUAUGCUGGCACUUGAUUACGCCGCCCAGAGCAAGAAAGCUGCUUUCGUCUGGUCGUCUCCGGCCGAACCAUCGCCACAUCCCCCACACGUCCACCAUCCAGGAGGGGGUGGCAUACACCCCGGAGGGCCCGGGGCAGUGGCCGUGUCAGCAGGUAGCAAGCCGGGCGGUGGCGGAGCUCCUGGGGGCCCAGGAGGGCACCAGGGCAACCCCACUCAGGGGCUAGUGCACUGGAUGUCCGUGAUGGCAGAGCACAUGAACAGUGCAGCCGGCAACCCGCACCACGACCCUGCAGCUGCCGCAGCUGUCCAUUACAUGACGUGGAACGGUGUCGAGCAAUGCGGACCUCAUGCCAAGGAAGUGGACUACACGUGGCCAAGGCAGUCAAUGGUGGCGAAGCAAGGAUAUGAGGCCAAAAUGAAUUCAUCCGACCAAUCCAUGCAGAAAGGGGGUAGUUUGGAGGAUACCCGCAUGGAAUCGGGAGCCCAUCAGGGGGGUGCUGGAGGAAUGCCCCCAGGCUCCAUAUAUAACAGUACGGGGGCCGGCGCCCCCCGAUCUAACAGUAGCAGCAGUUCUGCUUCGCCUCCGACGUCAGUCCAAACUCCAUCGGUUAAUGCAGCUGCAGCGGCCGCCAUGUUGGUCGUCCCGCAGCCAAUAAAUGCGUCCAAGAUGGGUCAGCAGCAGGGAAGCAUCGUGUCCACCAAUGGAGGCACAGGGCGGAAGUACCAGUGCAAGAUGUGUCCGCAGGUGCGUGGCAGGAAGAGGGGUGCGGGAGCCAAGGGGCGAGAUGGGGCCCUCUCCUGGCCGGGCAUUGACCAUGGCAACCCAGAGAUCUUCGGCUCCAAAGCAGAUCUGCAGUUGCACACACAACUGCACAUGCGAGAAGCGAAGCCAUACAAAUGUUCUCAGUGCAGCAAAGCAUUCGCCAACAGUUCGUACCUGUCGCAGCACACACGUAUACACUUGGGGAUCAAACCAUACAGGUGUGAGAUUUGCCAGAGGAAGUUCACUCAACUUUCCCACCUGCAGCAGCACAUUCGCACGCACACAGGAGACAAGCCAUACAAAUGUCGGCAUCCAGGCUGCAACAAGGCGUUUUCGCAACUCAGCAACCUCCAGAGUCAUUCCAGGUGUCACCAGACAGACAAGCCGUUCAAAUGUAACUCCUGCUACAAGUGUUUUUCUGAUGAGCCGUCCCUCCUGGAACACAUCCCAAAGCAUAAAGAGUCGAAACAUCUUAAGACCCAUAUUUGCCAAUACUGUGGUAAGUCAUACACACAGGAAACAUAUCUGACCAAACACAUGCAGAAACAUGCUGAGAGGACAGACAAGAGACCGCCAAUCACUGGCAUUGGUCUCAACAACCGAAACGUGGCAUCUCUAGGACCUGGGAAUUCGGCGGCGAACCCCACUGGCAACCCCGCAACAGAUCCACACCCAUAUUGGCCCAAAGUUUCACCUGACACUGCAAACUCACUGGUGGAGGCAAUGAACCAACAGCAUGAAGCAUGUCUGCAGUCUGGAAAUGGCGCCAACCUGGGAGAUCAUCAUCUAGCACCAGCUCAACACCAUCGAAGUCUGUUGGAACAUCACAACAGACAGAUGAAUGGAGGUACUAACAGUAGUGGUAGUGGGGGAGGGGGAGGUGACAAUGGUGAGGACCUCGUUGUCAUCAGGAGUCAACAAGGCACGGCACUACACCAGCAACAUUCUUCAGCACCGCCAGCACCACCUCCAACACCCACAUCACAAGUGAUUGUAUCUUCAUCACCAUCCUCAGUCUAUGCAGAUUCCUCAAGUAUAGCUGCUGCUACAGCAAACUUGAUUAAUUCAUCGGCAAUAAAGACAUCCACAACACCAUCUUCGACAUCCGCGUUCACUCCUAUCCAGUCCAUGGGAGGACUGGCACCAGCGCACCACCAUCUGAACCAUCUGAAUCACCACCAGCUGGGCAUGGCAUCAUCCGCAUCUCGACCAGCAUACAUCCCAUAUGAUGCAAUUUCAUUCCCAACAUCAAAAGUUGUGACAUCAUCUUCAGGCCAAAUAUCAGGGCUAGGUGGAGGCUCUAUGGACAUGCCCAAGUCAAGUUCUUCAAACAGCUUUCCAAAUCAGCUGAUCUCCCUCCAUCAGAUCAGGAACUAUGCCCACCAGCCUACAUCAUCAUCGCUCAUGGCAAGUGAACACCUAUUAGGGUUGAAAGAAAAAGGGCAAUAAUGCCACGCCCCCGGUUCUGCUACUUCAGCAAAUAGUGACUACUAUAAUUAUUGUUACAAUGAUAAUUAUUCGAACUACUGUUGGUCUCAAUAAUGCACUUUACAAGUAGUGAUGACCCAUUUGUUAACAUGUGUGAAAAGACAGAGUUUAUCUGCACUUGCUCAUUGAAGAAAGAAGAUAUUCAAAACAGAGUACCCUGUAAAAGACAACAAGUGACUCGCUUGAAGUGAAAUCAGAAUUGGAUCCAUAUUUAUAUGUUACAAGAAGAAAAUGUCAUGUUACAUAAUUCCCGUUGUGUCAUAAGAACAAGUGUUACGUUAUUGUUAUACCUGUUGCUUAUUUCCAAGUCUUGGAGAUGACUAAAAAAACCAAUACAUAGUGUUGGACCCAUAAGAA